Castor canadensis (American beaver) is the source of this 2695-nucleotide messenger RNA. It is a transcript of the gene Tas1r2, whose product is annotated as taste 1 receptor member 2. The record is from RefSeq and is a predicted model, not a curated record. Gene Ontology annotation, molecular function: sweet taste receptor activity; G protein-coupled receptor activity. NCBI's taxonomy places the organism in Eukaryota, Metazoa, Chordata, Mammalia, Rodentia, Castoridae. Gene Ontology annotation, cellular component: sweet taste receptor complex; plasma membrane. Gene Ontology annotation, biological process: G protein-coupled receptor signaling pathway; sensory perception of sweet taste.
AGCAUCCUGGUUCCGGCCUUCUUUCCUGCCCCCAGAGCUCUCCACCUGUCUGGGGCACCCCACGGUCUGGGGCAGGCCCAUCACUAUGUAAAUGUCUGUGCAAAUGGCCUAGUGUCCACCCGCCAGUUCUUCAGUGAGGCGGAGCACCUCCCAACACUGUCACUUCGCAUCCAUGGGGCUCUGGGCAAGGAUGCUCUGCUCACUGCUGUUCCUGCUGCAGGUCCUGGCAGAGCCAGCAGAGAACUCCAACUUCCACCUGGCUGGGGACUACCUUCUGGGUGGCCUCUUCUCCCUCCAUGCCAACGUGAAGGGCACUGUCCACCUCAACAUCCUGCAGGUGCCAAAGUGCAAGGAGUACGACAUGAAGGUGCUGGGUUACAACCUCAUGCAGGCCAUGCGUUUUGCGGUGGAGGAGAUCAACGCCCACAGCAGCCUGCUGCCCGGGGUGCUGCUGGGGUACGAGAUCGUGGACAUCUGCUACCUCUCCAACAAUGUCCAGCCUGUGCUCUACUUCCUGGCACAGAAGGACUACUCCCUGCCCAUCCUCAAGGACUACAGCCACUAUGUGCCCCACGUGGUGGCUGUUAUUGGCCCUGACAACUCUGAGUCCACCAUAACCGUGGCCAACUUCCUCUCCCUUUUUCUCCUUCCACAGAUCACAUACAGCGCCAUCUCCGACCAGCUCCGGGACAAGCAGCGCUUCCCCGCCAUGCUGCGCACGGUGCCCAGUGGCAGCCACCACAUCGAGGCCAUGGUGCAGCUGAUGAUCCACUUCCGCUGGAACUGGAUCGUCGUGCUGGUGAGCAACGACGAGUACGGCCGUGACAACAGCCAGCUACUCAACCAGCGCUUGCUCAGUGGAGGCGACAUCUGCAUCGCCUUCCAGGAGGUGCUGCCCACGCCGGCGCCCAACCAGAUCAUGACGCCGACGGAGCAGGCGCAGCUGGAGGCCAUCCUGCGCAAGCUGCAGCAGACCACGGCGCGCGUGGUGAUCGUGUUCUCGCCCGAACUGGCCCUGCGUAACUUCUUCCUCACCGUGCUGCGCUGGAACCUCACCAACACCGUGUGGAUCGCGUCCGAGUCCUGGUCCAUCGACCCGGUCCUGCACAACCUCACCGAGCUGCGCCACACGGGCACCUUCCUCGGCAUCACCAUCCAGAGAGUGCCCAUGCCUGGCUUCAGCGAGUUCCGUGUACGCGGCACUCGGGACAGCCCGCCGCCAUCCAGUGGGACCAGCCAGCAGACCACCUGCAACCAGGAGUGCGACGCCUGCUUGAACAUCACCGCGUCCUUCAACAACAUCCUCACGCUCUCCGGAGAGCGCGUGGUAUACAGCGUGUACUCGGCAGUCUACGCCGUGGCCCACGCUCUGCACAGCCUCCUGGGCUGCAACCAGACCAACUGCGCCAAGAAGGUGGUCUACCCCUGGCGGCUACUCCAGGAGAUCUGGAAGGUCAACUUUACCCUCCUGGGCAACCAGAUCUUCUUCGAUGAGCAAGGGGACGUGCCUGUGCGCUUGGACAUCAUCCAGUGGCGAUGGGACUUAAGCCAGAAUCCGUUCCAGAGUUUUGCCUCUUAUCACCCCAUGCAGCGGGAGCUGAAGCACAUUGGCAACGUCUCCUGGCACACUCCAGACAACACGAUCCCUGUGUCCAUGUGUUCUAAAAACUGCCGACCUGGGCAAAUGAAGAGGCCCGUGGGCCUCCACCCCUGCUGCUUUGAGUGCUUGGACUGCAUGCCUGGCACCUUCCUCAACCAAUCAGCAGAUGAAUUUGACUGCCAGCCCUGUCCUAGUGCCUCAUGGUCACACAAGAACGCCAUCUCUUGCUUCAAGCGGCACCUGGCCUUCCUCGAAUGGCAGGAGGUGCCCACGAUCAUCGUGGUCAUUCUGGCUGUCCUAGGCUUCCUUAGCACACUGACCAUCCUGGUCAUAUUCUGGAGGCACUACCAGACGCCCAUGGUCCGCUCGGCAGGGGGUCCCAUGUGUUUCUUGAUGCUCACACCACUGCUGCUGGUGUUCGGGAUGGUGCCGGUGUACGUGGGGCCACCCACGGUCUUCACCUGUAUCUGCCGCCAGGCCUUCUUCACCCUCUGCUUCACCAUCUGUAUCUCCUGCAUAGCUGUGCGCUCCUUCCAGAUCGUCUACAUCUUCAAGAUGGCCAGGCGCCUCCCGCGUGCCUAUGGCUUCUGGGUCCGCUACCAUGGCCCCUAUGUCUUUGUGGCACUCAUGACGGCCAUUAAGGCAGCCAUCAUAGCUGGUAACAUGCUGACCACCACCAUCAACCCCAUUGGCCGUACUGACCCUGAAGACCCCAACAUCUUGAUUCUCUCCUGUCACCCCAAUUACCGCAACGGGCUGCUGUUCAACACCAGCAUGGACCUGCUUCUCUCCAUGGUGGGCUUCAGCUUCGCCUACAUGGGCAAGGAGCUGCCCACCAACUACAACGAAGCCAAGUUCAUCACCCUCAGCAUGACCUUCUCCUUCACCUCAUCCAUCUCGCUCUGCACCUUCAUGUCUGUCCAUGACGGAGUGCUGGUCACCAUCAUGGACCUCUUGGUCACUGUGCUUAACUUCCUGGCCAUCAGCCUGGGGUACUUCGGCCCCAAAUGCUAUAUGAUCCUUUUCUGCCCAGAGCGCAACACACCAGCCUACUUUAACAGCAUGAUCCAGGGCUACACCAUGAGGAAGGACUAG